Wallemia mellicola CBS 633.66 is the source of this 1301-nucleotide messenger RNA. RefSeq lists its product as hypothetical. The coding region runs from base 17 to 289 and encodes 90 amino acids. The record is from RefSeq and is a predicted model, not a curated record. NCBI's taxonomy places the organism in Eukaryota, Fungi, Basidiomycota, Wallemiomycetes, Wallemiales, Wallemiaceae. The transcript has 4 exons.
AUCACAUACUCUCAAGAUGUUGAACAGAGGAGUAUUCAGAAACACAGCAAGAUUAUGCAACGCUAACAAAGACAAAUUCGUUGAAUCACUCAAAGCCGGCAGUGUGCUAGAAGAACCUACAUCUGGAAUAUCACCCCACGAGAAAGCCCAAGAUGCCAGAGAAGCCAAGGAUACCGAACAACCAGGACCUACACUAGCAGAUCUUGAAAAGCUCUCAGCGGAAGAUCUCGGUGGUGGUGAAAUAGGUGAAAGAGCAUUAGGAGAAAAGGGAGAGCACAAAAAGGAUUAGACUACGUCAUAAUGAACAUAAUUGUAUGCAUACAUAUCUAUAAGGCAUUUAGAAUUUGAAUACCUUGUCAGUACCGUAACCGAGUUCUGCAAGUGCGCCUUCGACUUCACCUUGUGAGCCGUCUUCUGCCUUUGUGCCGGAAACAGCUUUCAUUUGGCCAGGUGGACCACAGACAAGUAUUUUGACAUUGGAGUCCUUUGAUGGCGCAUAUUGAGCGAUCAAGUCCUUUGUAACGAAACCAGUAAGUCCUUUCCAGCUGUCAUCAGCUUGAUCUACGGUGUAUACCAUUGUGAAGCGAUCUUUGUAGUUCUUUUCAAACUCAUCGAACUCCUUCUUCAAGAGAAUGUCUGCUGGUGUUUUGUUGCCGUAGAUGAGUGUGAAUUUUGUCUUAUCUGACGUAUCUGGGAGAGAGUGCAAGAGUUGCUGGUAAAGUGCCUGAUCCACCACCGAUCAAUACGACAUGAUCCCAUUGAUUUGGAACGUAUUCGAUCUUUUGGAUCUGCUUUCCCAUUUCUACGGUAUCUCCAACUUGUAAUGAGUGUAAAUGUGGUGUCAUUUUACCACCUUCAUAUCUUUUGAUAGUGAAUUCAAUUUCACCCUUACGGGUGACCUCUGAAGUUGGUGUGUACGGGCGCAAGUAAGCUGAUUUGUUGCCUGGCUUGUGCCAUCUAAGCAUAGUGAUCGCAUUGACGUUUAAUCCACAGUAGGCGUCUUCUGACUGGAGUGCAAAAGUGAAUCUCUUAACGUCAUGGUUCACCUGCUCUGUUCUGAUUAACCUGUGAGGAGCGAAUCCAUCAGAUUUGAUACCAGUAGUCGGUUCAGGGGAUCUAUAAACCAUUCUGAGUAUUCUUGUGAACUUAAUCUUGGUGGUAAGUUAUCAGAACAGUCACGGCAACGCAGUCACAAUUUCUCGAGAGAUAAAUAGUACUGAUUUGAUGGUAGGAUACAUGCUAUAUUCUACAUUCAAAAUCUACCUGCAUCUCUUACUUCAACUCAAAAAUUUCACUAUAGC